Messenger RNA from Bactrocera tryoni, 853 nucleotides. RefSeq lists its product as uncharacterized. The transcript is spliced from 3 exons. NCBI's taxonomy places the organism in Eukaryota, Metazoa, Arthropoda, Insecta, Diptera, Tephritidae. Bases 440 to 853 code for a protein of 137 amino acids. The record is from RefSeq and is a predicted model, not a curated record.
UUCGUCUUGGCGGUUGAUUUGAUUGGAAUUCCAGUCGACGAACUUGUGAACCAAAGAAGUGGUUUAGCUGAAGGUAUAAUUCUUGGCAGUGCAUGCUGAAGACGUUGCACUGGGUUCACGCGUAGUGAUUGUGUUUGUGUUGCUGUGAUCUUUGUAGAGUGCGCAAUUUGCGCGAGUAAAAGUCCAAAACGUUUAGCUUCUUCAAGAACACUCAUUUGAAAAAUAGGUUUUAAACGAAGUCAACGAGUAACGGGCACUAAAUAUAUUACGAUCACAUACAAAACAGUUAAGCGAAUUAAUUGUGGCAUAAAAGUCGCGCUGAUAUGAUGUAAUCAAAAACUCAAAACACAUUUAAAUCAACAAAACUCAAAAGAACUUAAACUCAACCAGACAACUUUGUGAUUAACACAACAAUAAUAAUAGCAAAAACAACAGCAACAUGCGUCCGAAAAUCGCAGCCUACUUUAUGGGCGCACACCUGUUGCUGCUCGUGCUGCUCACACUAAACACCAGCAGCAGCAACAACAACAGUGCGUACGCGCUCAACACCGCCGAAACGGCUAAUCCGACUUGUUCGCUGAAGGACAAUUGCAAUUUGAAUGACAACUUCCUGACAGCCACCGGCGAGACGGGCGAAAAGGCGGCGAGUAAAUUGGAAAAUAAAAUUGCGUCGAUCUUCGAGGAUAAAGUAAAUUACAGCCUGAAAUUGUUCGCUGAUGAAGAUGUCAUCGAGUACAAUGCGCACGAAAGUAACUUAACGCAACGCGCACAUAUGGCAACGCCAGCAGCAGCGAACUUUACGCUGCGACAGUUGCAGGACGCCGCCGAUGUGGAGGAGGAUGAGCGAGAUUGA